UAAACCUCCGACUUCAACUGUAAGUAGUGAGCACUUGUGAUAGUGAGGGCAUAACAAAACCAUCCAAUCCUGUAAAAAUAGAUCAGAGUCACUGUGGUUUAAAUAGACCAUAGAGCCAUCCAGACCUGACACAGAGACAUAGACACCAUUUUUAUCCAAGUGACGAGAGACAUUGAUUUUACAAUUUAUAACAUAUAGUGGAUUACAGAAUGAGUUUACUCUACAAAUAUCAGUAUCGUGGUUGUUUAAGGCCUCUGAACUCAAUAAUGCUUUUGCAAAUUGAAAUACAAUACCAGUUUGUAGCAUGGGAAGAACUAAGCACAUUAGGGAAAACAAAGUAAUGGAGGUGAGGAAAAGUCAGAUUGAGGUUAUUAUUUAAACAAAUUCAAUUUAACUUCUCCAGAAUUUUGAAAUAUCCUUUUUCUUCCACAUCGUAAACUACUUAGAACUACAAACACAUGGCAUGGCCAUAUGAUGAUGAUACUUACCCUUUCUCCUCAUAUUUCAGUGGAACUGUUUGUCUUUGUAAUGAAUCUACAGUAUAAACCACAACCUGGGAUUGUAUUCAUCCCACAAUUGAAGCUUCUUCAGUUUCUCAGCCAAUUAUAGCACUGGGGGUGAGUCAGUUUGGCACGUCACACAGACAAGAAACCGUACGCUGCAGACAGUAAAGGAGCAAGGGAGGAAGAUUUUAUAUAUCUUUCCUUAUCCAGACGAGUGACAUUGGGAAAGGAAUCCAUUUUUUCACGGGUGCCCUGGCCAAGAAGAGGUGGCAUGAUGUCGUCAGACAGGGAUAAAGGGACAGAGUACGACAGCUUCCAGCUCAGGAACCAAUGGGAGAACAGAGCUAAGCAGUUCAGUCAGAAGGGACAACAGGAGAAGGAGAGACAAGGAAAGAGUGCCUUGAAUGGGCUUUACAAAAAGUGGCAGUCUCGCUUGGCGAACGAAAAUGGAACCGCUACAGCAGCGAAGAAGAAAGGAAAGGGCAGCGACAUGUCUGACUUCAGAAAGAUUGCGGUGAUCCCAGACACUGAUGCUGACAUCAAUGGAGCCAGGUUUAAGGUGGUACCACCACCAAAGAUACCCAAACUUGCUCCGCCCCCACCACCGCCACCCAAAAAGAAACCACCCAAGAGGGCAAAGCCCCAAGUUCCCAAACCAGCCAGGGGCUGGGAUGAGUCAUGGAAGAGCCUGAAGCCACCAGAGCAGGAAGUCCAACCUGAUGAAAAAUGGUGGAGGGAUUUUAAGCCAGAUAGAUACCUACCUCUCAGCGAAUGGGCAAGGCCCUUAAAGUGUCGACCACUGUUGUUCAGUUUCAUCCUUCACCAGCAAACAGAGUGGUGGCAACGAGGAUGGCCAGCGUUAAACCGGGAACAAAGCAACAAACUAAUGAAAGCUAAGCCUUUGGAUGUUGAAGUAAACCUUCCAGGGUGGGAGGACUCUUGGAAGAAAUCAAAAUCUUUACCCAAGCAACACACUGAAAACCAGAUGAUUACAGAAACAAUACAGGACAAAGCCUUCUUGCCAGGUUGGACAGAAUCUUGGAAGGUCGCAGGUGAAAAUGUCCAAAACAGUGGCCGUUGUCUGAGGGAUUGGCAUGAGUCCUGGAGUUUGUGCCAAGAACACCACUGGUGCAAGGCCCCUAUAGGCUCCCAGUUAAUGUCAAAACAUGUGUUGUCCGAUGAGUUGUUGAUCUCCCAGCUUGAUGAGGAGAUCCCAUCUUCAUCAGAUUGGAUAGAGUCCUGGAAAUCUGUGAAAUCUCAUCCCCAGUCCCAGGAGUCCCAGUCAGAGGCCAAAGAUACUGAAUCAGAGGUAGAAAUGUCCCAUGUGCCACUGCAUCUCCAGUUCCACAAGCUUAACACACCUUUCUCAAACUGGCACGAGUCUUGGAAAAUGUCAACUGCAAAUAACGAAGCAAUUGAAGGUGGAUGGAAAGGUUCCUGGAAGAUAUGUAGUCAGAAUCAAAAUCAAAAUGACACAAAAGCCCAAAGAGAUGUUGUGUUUUUAUCAAAUAUGUAUAAGACCCAAAGGUUCCGGGGUGUUGACAGCAUGCCUCAGAGUGAAUGGUCUAAAUCCUGGAAGACCCCCAAGCCUCCCCAACAUACUUUCUUGCCAGGUUGGAAAGAAUCUUGGAAACAAAACAGCAAUCCAUAUUGGAAGGAUUGGCGUGAGUCCUGGAGUUUGUGCCAAGAACACCACUGGUGCAAGUCCUCUAUGGACUCCCAGUAUUGCCAUCAUGCUAUGAUGAUGUCAAAACGCAUGCUGUCCAAUGAGCUGUUGAGCUCCAAGCUUGAUGAGGAGAUCCCAUCUUCAUUCGAGUGGAUAGAGUCCUGGAAAUCUGUGAAACCUCAGUCUCAGUCCCAGUCAGAUUCAGAAGAAACUGAAUCAGUGACUGAAUCAGAGGUAGAAAUGUCCCAUGUGCCACUGCAUCUCCAGUUCCACAAGCUUAACACACCUUUCUCAAACUGGCAGGAGUCUUGGAAAGUGUCAACUGCGCAAGCUGUAGCAGGUGAAGAUGAACAACAGCAUCCUUCAACAGAAUGGACUGAUUCCUGGAAGAUAUCUUGGCCGAAUCUAAAUAAAAAUGACUCAAAACCCCAAAGGGAUGUUACGUUUUUCUCAAGGCAUAAGACCGAAAGGUUCUUGAGUGUUGACUGUAUGGUCCAGAAUGAAUGGUCUGAAUGCUGGAAGACCAUCAAGCCUACCCAAUACACUGAGACACGGGAGGAGGAGGAGGAGGAGGAGGAAGAUAGCUAUUCUGAUUCCUCUAAACACUUGUCACAUCUAAUAGAGAUUCCUUUAAAUGAUUGGGCAGAAUCAUGGAGGUUCAAGCCAUUGGAAGAGAGCCCUACCCCACCCAAGAGGGCACAGCCCCUAACCCCGAAACCAGAGGAGGAGAUGCUGCAAUCCAGCACACCAUCACCUCCUCAGCCUUACAAAGACAAUCUUAACCUGGCAAGCUGGGGUGAUUCCUGGAAGAGCCUGAAGCCCCCACAGAAGGAAGUCCCAUCUGAGAAAAAAUGGUGGAGGGCGUUUAAGCAGGACAGAAACCUACCUUUCAACGAAUGGGCAAAGCCCUUCAAGUGUCGACCACUGCUAUUCAGUCGCUUACUACACACACAAACAACAUCCUGGCAGCAGGGAUGGCCAGCGUUCAGCCGGGAACAAAGCAACAAACUACUGAAUGCUAAGCCUUUGGAUGACGAAGUAAACCUUCCGGAGUGGGAGGAUGCUUGGAAGACACUCAAGCCUUUACCCAAGCAGCAAACUGAGAAACAUAUGAUUACAGAAACAAUACAGCACAAAGCCUUCUUGCCAGGUUGGACAGAAUCUUGGAAAGUCGCAGGUGAAAAUGUCCAAAACAACAAUCCAUAUCUGAAGGAUUGGCGUGAGUCCUGGAGUUUCUGUCAUGACCAUCACUCAUACAGGGCCUCUAUAGACUCCCAGAAUCGGCAGUAUCUCCCAGUAUCACUAAAACACAAGCUGUCCAAUGAGCUGUUGAUCUCCCAGCUUGAUGAAAACAUUAAAUCCUCACCAGAAAGGAUAGAGUCCUGGAAAUCGUUACAAAAUCUACCUCAGCCCCAGUCAGAGCCCGAAGAAACUGAAUCAGAGAUAGAUAUGCCCAACGUGCCAAUGCAUCUCCAGUUCCUCAAGAUUAACACACCUUUCUCAAACUGGCGCCAGUCAUGGAAAGUGUCAACUGCAGAAAGUGAAGGUGAAAAACAACAGAGAGAAUGGAAUGGUUCUUGGAAGAUAUCUUGUCCGAAUCGGUCAAAAAACAACACAAAAGCCCAAAAUGAUGUGUUUUUGUCCAAUAAGCAUAAGACUUACAAGUGCCUGGGUGUCGAGCAUGCUGAAGACAGCAUGUCUCAGAAUGAAUGGUUUGAAUCUUGGAAGACACAGCAGCACCAGCAGCAGGUGGUGGACUGGGCAGAGUCUUGGAGGUUAUCUGUCGUCCCAGAAUCCAACAACUCAGUAUCACUGGACCGAUGGAAACAAUCAUGGAGACUCUCAAACCCAAAUCACCCACAUCAGCUUAACCAGGACACAGAGCCUCUCAUACACAUCGGCCCCAAACAUCACAGGCAACUCCACGAGGUUGAACUGCCCCAUGCAGAAUGGAGCAACUCCUGGAAGUACCUCAAGUCAGACACUCUAGCUCCUAACACGAAGAAGAAAACAGACAUACAGUAGAAAAUUAUAUCAUGUACAUCAAAUGUUCAGAAAACCCUAUACUAUUUUAGUUUAAUGUCAAAAUACAUAUUUGUUAAAUGUCUUAUUACUGGACAUUGGAGUGUGACGAGCAUAAUUCUCUGCUGCAGGGAGGAAGUUGGGGUGGAUGAAGUGUAUAACACGUGGUUUGCAUAGCUGUUGGAAACUUUAAACCUAACCUAAUCUUAACCUAAUCUAAUUAUUUAUAUUCUAUUGACUGGAAUGUUGUUGCUUUUCUACUGCUGUUUUUGCUACUUAUAUUGUUGCUGGUUGUCUUUGUGACUAAAUUAAUGCUUGAUUGACAAACACUUUAUCCAUCAGGGAUUAAUCAAGUAUGAAUAUUAGACUAUAUUUAAUUAUCAUAUUAAUUGCUACAGUAACGUCAAUGUUGAAGAUUUCUCUCAAAUUGCCAGAGCGAUCACCAGGGAUAUACCGGGAUCUGAAUUCAGGCGUUUCUAACACAAAAAGCGAAAUUAUCAACAUUCUGUCCAAAAAACAACCAUUUAGACAGGCCCACUGGGCUAAAGAUGGACCAGCUCAUCUGGCAUUUGGGCAAACUUUUGGUGUUCACCUUUUGACAUUUUUCUGCUCCGGGCUAUUAUUACGCAACACAUCUUCAUGUAAAAUGAGAAAACAUUGAACAUGUGUCAUAUGUAGUUACAUGGGAAUACGGGCCAUAAUGACAAAACCAAUAAUCUGCAAUGCAUAAAUAGACCACAGAGACAACCCAGGGGUAUAAUAAAUUGAAUACUGAAUAGUCAGUCCUUAACGUCCACAGGAGGGUAAUAUCAAACAUGUCAAGAUUACCCAAAUCAUGAUAUCAAACGAAAUCAAACCAUCAAUACAGAUCAACUUUAGAGUGCCUUGGAGACUAGACUCUGUGCCAUGGUUCUUAACCUUACCUUGAUGGGCUGGAGUUCAACAAUUUUAUUCUACAAAUGUCAAUGUUGUAUUAUGGUUGUUUAAUUUGCCUCUGAACACAAUAUGGCUUUUGCAAAUUGAAAUAUUGUCACGCCUGCUCCCGCUCCCCCUCCCUGGCGCUCAAGGGCACCAGGCUGCCCAUCAUUACGCACACCUGUCACCAUCGUUACGCACACCUGUCACCAUCGUUACGCGCACCAGCGCUUCAUUGGUCUCACCUGGACUUCAUCCCGUCAUUGGUUACCUCCCCUAUAUCUGUCACUUGCUCAGUUUCAUUCCCGUGUCAUCAUUGAUGUUGUUUUGUUUCUCUCGUCCAGACGCUGUUCUUGCUUUGUUUCAUGUCGAUGUAUUAUUAAAUCCUCACUCUGUACUUGUU
Molecule: messenger RNA, 5509 nt
Organism: Coregonus clupeaformis (lake whitefish)
Lineage: Eukaryota; Metazoa; Chordata; Actinopteri; Salmoniformes; Salmonidae
Exons: 3
Coding region: 775-4194 (1139 amino acids)
Source: RefSeq, a predicted model, not a curated record